This is a messenger RNA of Knipowitschia caucasica, 1815 nucleotides long. NCBI's taxonomy places the organism in Eukaryota, Metazoa, Chordata, Actinopteri, Gobiiformes, Gobiidae. The record is from the annotation of a GenBank genome assembly.
AUGGCGGACAUGCAGCAGCUGAGCGGACAGAGCCUGGAGCUUGUACCCGGGUCUAUGGAGCCUGUUCCCGGCCGUGUGCUGCCUCUACCCGGGUCUGUCGAGGCUCUAUUCCCCGCAGAGGAGCACCAGGCUCCCGCGGACAUGGACCCGGAGCUGGCCCGCCUGUCAGCGCGGAUCCUCGGCUGGCUGCAGCAGUACGAGCUGCUGCUGUUGUGGGGGCAGCGGCUGUUGGUUUGGGAGAGGCCCGUGUGCAGUGUGUCCGCGGCCGUCACUCUCAACACGCUGUUCUGGUUACUGUCAUCCACGUCUCUUCGGCCCCUGUUCCUCCUUAGUGUGUCAUUGCUCGGCCUGAUGCUGCUGGAGCGCUGGAAGCACCUGCUGUUCCGCGUGACACAAACAGCAGCUGAGCCGAUACAAAGGGGGGCAGAAGAGCUGGAGCCCCGCCUCCUCUCAGUCACGGAGCUCUCUGUACAUCUGGCCGACAGCUUCCUCAGCUGCUGCUCGUAUCUGCAGGAGAUGAUGGCCUACAAACACAGCCACCCUGGCAAGUUUUGUGCUCUGACCUGCGGGAGCUGCCUCCUACUGGCUUUACUUGGUCAUUACGUUCCUGGAGUCAUGAUCUCAUACAUCAUUGCCCUUAGCGUGUUGCUGUGGCCACUGGUGGUGUACCAUGAGCUGAUCCAGAGGAUGUACACAGGACUGGAGCCAAUCCUCAUGAAACUGGACUACAGCAUGAAGGGAGAGACAGACCGGAGGAAGGAAAAGAGGAAGGUGAAGAAGGAGCAGGAGGUCGGAACAGAGGGCAGAGCCGACACAGAGACUGAGAGUGAGGAAGAGGAGGAGCUGUGCUGCUUUGCCGCCACGGUGGACGUGAAGACGACGGCCCUCGCCAUGGCGAUCACGGACUCUGAGCUGUCUGAUGAAGAGGCGUCCAUCUUGGAGAGUGGAGGUUUCUCUGUGUCCAGAGCCACAACACCGCAGCUCACAGACGUCUCUGAGGACCUGGACCAGCAGAGCGUGCACUCAGACCCAGAGGAGGCCUUCCUCAGAGACCUGCCAGAGUUCCCCUCAGUGGAGGAGUUUGAGCCUCAGAGCCUCCUGUUCCAGAGGGCAGAAGAGCCACUGAGCCCUGCCUCCCUCCUGCUGCAGCACCUGGCCUCACCCCUGCACUUUGUCAACACUCACUUCAAUGGGCAUGCUCCAAGCACACACAUACAGGUCCAAACCUCGGACCAGACCUCGGACCAGACCCCAGACCAGACCCCAGCGGUGAGGGACCAGGCCCAGCGCUCUCUGGAGGCCCUCAGUGAGCAGAUUGUGACUACAGCCAUCUCCACUGUGGUCCACAACACUCUGUCUGCUCUGCUGCGCUCUGGGGAGCCAGAGGAGGAGCAGGAGGAGGACCAGUUUCUGCCCACCACUAUGGACUGUUCAAACGCAGUGGAGGAGGAGGUCAUGGCAGAGCCAGGAGACGAGGAGGAGGAGGUCACUAGUGCAUCCUGCACAGUCCCAGUGCAGGAUGAUGAAGUCACUUCGACAGUCGAGGAGGAGGAGGAGGAGGCGGUCACCACGACUGUCCAAGAGGAGGAGGAGGAGGCGGUCAACACGACUGUCCAAGAGGAGGAGGAGGAGGCGGUCACCACGACUGUCCAAGAGGAGGAGGAGGAGGCGGUCACCACGACUGUCCUGGAGGAGGAGGAGGAGGAGGUCACCACGACAGUCCUAGAGGAAGAGGAGGAGGACUUUGAGCUCCUGGACCAAAGUGAACUGGACCUGGCCGCCGAGGAGCUAGACGCGCUCUCCAACAUCACGUAG